UAUUAAAAAAAAGUAAUGCAUGGCAAUCACAGGCAGUCAUGUUAUAGUUUUGAGAGAAGUGGGCCGAUCGGAGCGGGGUCGGCACAGGACUACGAUGUUACGGACAUCCAAUGCACAUUCGCGAGCGGGGCUACCGGGACCCGUGAUUCUGUAACGGCGUUGUUGCGGAAGCCCGAAGGGUUCAGGGGGGCGCCACUGUUCGCUGACGACCGCUCCACAGAUCCUAUCGUCGACCCAUUUUGUCAAAUACGACCGGAGCUAAACGACCCCACCAACUUGCUCUACAGACUUCAAAUCACUGACUUCGCGAGAUGUGGCGUUUUGAAAAGAAAUGGCUUCGUGCACGUGCGGGUGUGGUUCCCUCAGUUCCCGGGCGUGGUGAUGCAGUCAGACCAGGAGCUGAUCAUCAUGUGCAAACCUCCGGAGCCCACCAUCAUCGAGAAUAAGGCGGCAGGCUUCGCUGGCAGUUUUCCUCACGGAGCGCGCGUGUCGGGCGUGGUAGAGGAGACUCCUGGCCGGCUGGAGUACGAGGUGGCGCUGUACAAGGAGGCACCACCUGUCUCACGACACACCAACCAAUCGGUAGACGUACCGCUAGAUCAGGCUGUUCCCAUCGGCACGAAGUUGCAGCUGCGUGCACGCAUCAACCCGGAUUCCGCGUGGCAGCACAUCAAGCUGCUGGAGGUGGCGGUCUCCCCCGACCCCGACCGCCCGCACGCCACCGGCGCCGUGCUUCUCGUCAAAGAUGGGUGUCGCAACCGCGACUUCGCGUCAAUAAUCCCGCACCAGCCGGCGCGCUACCGCGAGCGACACAACGAGCGAUCAUUGCCGGACAGUAUGAGGAACGUGAGCAGCGAAGGAUUAUCUGCGGAUAACAACUCGACACCGUACACCCGCUUCAAGGAGAAUCUGGAGUAUACAGUGGUGAUGCCGGGCGAUAUGUUCUACCGUGCGCCGAUCGUCAACAGCUGCAUGGCAUCCACGAUGUUGUCUACCCUGCUCGGCUUUCUGCUCCUAAUGUCCACGCUAUGCAUAUGCGCUAUCAUUGCCAGAUACAAUUCGACAAUGGCAAAGAACAGAAAUCUUCAGUCUCCGUCGAUCAAAGGGUUCGAGAUGAUCCUGAGGGAGUUGGCGCACCAUUCGAUGCCCGAAUCUGGUUACGCCGGCCGUCCCACCGUGCAGUGACCUAUUGCCAUUAUAGAAUAUUCGUAUGCUAUUCAAAGAAGAUAUGAAACGCAAGAAUUAUAUUGAAAAAUCGAUGUAAAGAAUGCUUUAAGGUUUUAAAUUAAUUUGAUAUUCAAAUAAUUUUAGGGUUACCUAACAUACUGAAAUGAUUUAAGAUGUUGCUCAGAAUAGCCAAAUCCAAUUAGUUUUUAAAAAGAUAAUUUUUCACAAGCUGAUAUUUUCCUUGAUGAAGGGCUAAGGACACGAUUUUUUCGGUCCUUUGUAAAUGUAGCACAUUCCAUAUUUUUAAAACAGACUAGUUUGUACACGUACUUAGUAAUUUAUAUAAUUUCAUAAGCUUUUAGUUUUUAUAGGUUUGUUGGUGCGUUCACCAAAAACUUGUUUUAGUAUACGUUGUAAUUUUACUUUGCAGAGUUCUCAAUGAUUUCCGUAACUUAUGCUUGGAAUAUUUAUUAAGCUAUAGAUUGAGUAACAAAUGUUUAAAAUACCAGUAUUUCAUAUUUCUAGCGUAUUUUAUCCAAAAUAUACAAAUAAAUAAAUAUAUUUAUAUGAUAUACACAGGUAUUCCAUAUCCAUUUUAAUGGAAAUUUUUAAUUGAUAACGUUCGGAAAAGCCUACAAUAUUUAAAAAUAUAUUAUACGAUACGAUAUUUUAUAAGAAGGUAUAUCA
This is a messenger RNA of Papilio polytes (common Mormon), 1854 nucleotides long. RefSeq lists its product as uncharacterized. NCBI's taxonomy places the organism in Eukaryota, Metazoa, Arthropoda, Insecta, Lepidoptera, Papilionidae. Bases 16 to 1185 code for a protein of 389 amino acids. The transcript has 9 exons. The record is from RefSeq and is a predicted model, not a curated record.